Messenger RNA from Mytilinidion resinicola, 1671 nucleotides. RefSeq lists its product as uncharacterized. The transcript is spliced from 2 exons. The coding region runs from base 1 to 1671 and encodes 556 amino acids. Lineage: Eukaryota; Fungi; Ascomycota; Dothideomycetes; Mytilinidiales; Mytilinidiaceae. The record is from RefSeq and is a predicted model, not a curated record.
AUGUCGUCCCUUGAAAAAUACUUCUUCAAAAGGCCACGCGCACUCCAAUAUGUUCAUGCUGGACGCGAAUACCGCCACGGAGAUGCCCACGAGACCGGAAACGACCAUGCACUCCUUCCGAGCAACACCGACGCCUCGGGGGAGACGAGGAGCAAAUCUGAUGCAAAAUCAAUUGCGCACCCGGAUUCCACCACUAUAUUACACCGUACCCAUCUCGACCUCUUCAUUGAUUUGAUUUUCGUUGGUAUCGUCGGCAAUAUCGCUGAGCAUACUAGCGAACGCCUCUUCGUUGCACCCGAAGGCCACGAAGGCACCUCCGCGGAUGCAUUCAAGGCAAUCUUGGAGUUUACACUCGAAUUUCUGCUCACCUGGCGGAUAUGGAAUUACCUGCGAAAUUUUACGAACAUGUUCUUCCAAGAUGACCUGACACAACGAAUGUUCAUUAUCUGGAUUCUCAUAUUGGCCCUCAUCUUCGGUAACAAUGUGUCUUACACCUUCGUCAACUACAAAGGGGCGAGCUUUACGUUCUCGAUAUAUCUGAUAAUUCGCGGCUCGUUCUUUUACAUCGAGGGCAUAUAUUGCCUCUUCAUUCGCUGGAUGUGGAAAGAAUGGCUCCUCUCUACGAUCACCUCGCUCCCUGCAACCGGUCUUUGGAUCGGCGCAAUCUUCGCUACAGGAUGGGCACAGCUUGGUCUCGUCAUGGGCGCACUCUUUAUCGACUAUACUGGAGCUAUCUUCCGGAAUUCUCCACUACUGGAUCGUCUUUUAUCCAAAGACUACCGCAAGACACCAGAUUUGGAUCACUACGUUGAACGUAUUAGUUCCUUUUAUGUCAUUAUCCUCGGAGAGGGUGUCCUGAAUUUAAUCAAAGGCAGUCCUCUUGGAGAGGGACUGACUGCAGAGGUUGGAUCUGGUAUUGCGACUUUAGCUAUGUACUUUAUAUUGCAUAUGCUAUACUUCAAGUCGCAGGCCAGCGGCGAAGGGUUUCGAGCAGUACGAAUGUCACACUUCCAGGGUGCGCUUUGGCAACUUGCUCAUGUUCUUAUCUUUGGCGCCCUCCUCCUCUUGGAUGUCUCGAACCUGUUUCUGGUUACCCACCAAGAUGCCUCUGCCCUGGAUCCUCCCGAAUCAGAACCCACAUCGCCAGAAAAGCGGCGUCGCCUUGCGCUCUUCACACGAGCCUCGACAGAAGAACCAACCGAGGAAGAACUCCCGCAUUACGUACGAGUUGGCCUCUAUACAAGCUCUGGAGCCCUAGCUAUCGUACUGUUUGGAAUCACAGUCAUAACCCUCCUACACAGCUCGCAGUUCUACAAGGCGAUGAAGAACAAGACUCUCCUCGAUCAUCCGUUUAUUCGCGCGAUUCCUCGCGUCAUCCUGAUCAUCAUCUUUCCUUGUCUUCCGCUAAUGGGAGUACAAGUUGGCAGGAACUGGUUGGCCAUCGCUGUUGGCUCGCUGUCUGCGCUGACGAUGCUAGAGCUUUUCAUGGCGUACCGGAGGUGUGGGAGUGGUGUCGUCGAGCCGGCACCAAAAGGAGACGGCAAGCACAACACUGGGACCAGAUUGAAAACUCUGUCUACGGUGUCACCGCAGUCACGUGCGGAUGCACCGGAGUCACCAGUGGAUACACCGGAGUCGCUACGGGAUUUGCGGCACCGGUUUACGGCCUGA